GACUACUCUGCAAAUUCUCCGACAACCAAUAAUUCUUGUUCCCGCGCAAAACAAACUUGUAAAGGUGGAAAUAGAAAAGGAAUAAAUGGGAGAAGGAAAAGGCAGCUGGGCUAGUUGGAAAUAUACCCGUUCUCUAAACAGGACUACAUGUCUUUACCUAACAAGCGAGAGAAACGGAUUGUAAAAGGAAGACAGAGAGAGUGAUGGGAAUCUCCCUGAAAAUGCUUGCACUUUGGGUGUCAGUGUGUGUGUAAAUGGAUUCCAGGUAGCAAUUGUAUUGGAUUCCAUUGUUUCUUUUGGAGAAGCCGCAGGAGCCGAAGGACUGGCAGGACCUAAAGAAAAACCACCCCUACUGCAGGCCGCUUUUCGCAUUCUGCCGCCAAAUUUCAUGCACAGUUGUCGCUGAUCCUCGAAGGAUUCAACAUGGAUAAUAAAUUUGAACGUAUUGUGAGCGCCACAGAACACGGGGAUCUGAAGUGGAGCAGACCGUUGUAUUUGAAUGCAUGGUCACAAACCAGCAGCGAGGAUUUUGCCUUGCUCAGGACCAUUUCUGCGGUGGAUUCAAAUAUGGAAGCGGAAAACCGAACACUUCGUGAAAAAGUACGCUACUUGGAGGCUAAACUGCAACAGCACACAGACCUAUUGUCGCAGAUUCAUGCAACAUCCGCCAGGAUGCAGCAGGGAUCCUCCUUGUCAUCGGACACGUCGCCUCCCACACCACCCGCGGUUUCCAAUCCCCAGAUCCUGACUCCGCCCAGCUCUGUCAUAUGUGCACCCAUGCUCCCCAAUUCCACUACGGUUGACUACAAGAUUAUAUCAUCCAGUAAUGACGCGGACGCCAUAGAGAUUCGUUUGGCGGCGGAAAGUUUGAACAGCCUAAGCACCUCGGCAGACUCCGAUCGUUUGGAGAUAUGCCUGGAGGAAAAUCAACAGCAACCUAAUCAGAGUGGUUCCGUCAAAAGAGAGCAUAACUCCACGCCGCUGCAGUUUAUUAAGCGCCGAAAGCUACAGGAAAUUCAGGUGUCGGAGACCAAUGAAGAAAACCCUCGACAAAACAUUAAAUUGCCAGCGAAACCCCUAGCUAACAGAAAAGUCCAUAACGGCAGCCUUACAGAUCUCAACAACCCCAUGGAAAAUGUAAUGGUUUCCAUAGGCCCGAAUAACACUUGUGUGCCCGCUAUUGUAUUCGAGAACAUUAAUUGGUCAGUAUCCUCACUUGCCACUCGAAAACUCUUGGUAUCAAUAUUCGACCGGGAAACCUUGGCCACUCACUCAAUGACCGGGAAACCGUCGCCGGCAUUCAAGGAUCAGCAUAAGCCGCUCAAACAGAUGCUGGAUCCUCUUAAAAUACAGGACAUAAUCUUUGCAGUGACUCACAAGUGCAAUGCCACCGAGAAGGAGGUGAGGAAUGCCAUCACUACAAAAUGUGCCGAUGAGAACAAGAUGAUGAAGAUCCAGAACGGGAAGCGACGGAGCAGUGGGGUCAAACAAGACAAAGAGAACAUGAUCUAGAAUGUAGAACUAUUAUUUAUAUUAAUUGUAUUUUUAUUAAAUUAAACAUAAUUUUAGCCUAGAAGCUUUUAACCGUGAACCAAAAAAUCAGAAAAUCCAUAAAAAAAUUUAUCCUAGUACUGAAAACAUUAUAAUAGAAUUAUGAACAACAUCAAUCUAAUAUGAAGGAUAUUUAGAAGAUCU
Drosophila bipectinata is the source of this 1695-nucleotide messenger RNA. RefSeq names its product insensitive (gene insv). NCBI's taxonomy places the organism in Eukaryota, Metazoa, Arthropoda, Insecta, Diptera, Drosophilidae. Gene Ontology annotation, molecular function: DNA binding; transcription corepressor activity. The record is from RefSeq and is a predicted model, not a curated record. Gene Ontology annotation, biological process: negative regulation of Notch signaling pathway; positive regulation of neuron differentiation. Gene Ontology annotation, cellular component: nucleus.